Molecule: messenger RNA, 1521 nt
Organism: Ipomoea nil (Japanese morning glory)
Lineage: Eukaryota; Viridiplantae; Streptophyta; Magnoliopsida; Solanales; Convolvulaceae
Product: ras-related protein RABA5a-like
Exons: 4
Coding region: 746-1423 (225 amino acids)
Cellular component (GO): endosome
Molecular function (GO): GTP binding; GTPase activity
Source: RefSeq, a predicted model, not a curated record
UUCAGGGCUGAGGCCAUGUGUUUGAGUGCUUCUUUGGAUCAGCAGUGCAGAUGCUAAUGAUGCUCAAUUUUUAGAUCCAUUUGAUGCGGCCAUUUGUUUCCUUUUGCAAGAGGGAGUAAAUCUGGCUUCUUCUCCUCUCCUCCCCUCUUUCUUCCCCAAUUCUUCCUCUAUUGAAUCUUGAUUUGUAACCGAACCCUAACCUCUCUCCAUAGCUCGGCAUUGCUUAAUCAUUUGCCUUCCUUAACCCGUUAUUCAUAUCAAUCCCUUCUCCAGCCAUUUCUGGCCUUAAUGUGCUUUGCCACCUUCAGAGAUUGAUCAAGGGCAAGUUCCCUUUCCAUCAUUCAAGAAGUGGCACUGCCUGUCCUUUAUGUGAAGAGCCAACAAGUUAGAGACAAGAUUUUGCUGUACUAGGAACAGUUUACACUUUGUUUGGAAGCUUUGGUUUGAGCUAAAAGGAGAAUCUAGUGAGGGUGUGGGAGCUGAGUAAGGGUGAGGAAAUAGGAGAAGGAAGGGCUCUAUAUCGGGUCCUUAAAGUCGCCAUUAUUGGUAUAAUAACUGCGCAAGCUUCAACAUCAUUUGCAUAGUGGUGAUUUGAGGCUCCUUUUUCCUGUCGAAUUGCUUAGUUUAAGCUUUUAUCCAAAUACUACCUGUCCUGCAGUUCGAGUUAGCUUUUGAAAGAAUUGUGUUUCCUUGGGAGACAUAAAUAGUUAUGGUUCUAUAGCUGCAUUGCUACACAGUAUAGAAGAUGGCUGAAGAUGAAAUACCCGAUGAUUACCUUUUCAAGAUUGUUAUGGUUGGUGAUUCAGCUGUUGGGAAAUCAAAUUUGCUUGCUAGAUUUGCUAGAGAUGAAUUUUAUUCUAACUCAAAAUCAACAAUAGGAGUAGAAUUUCAGACCCAGAAGAUGGAAAUAAGUGGGAAGGAAGUUAAGGCGCAGGUAUGGGAUACAGCAGGUCAGGAACGGUUUAGGGCCGUCACUUCUGCAUAUUACAGGGGUGCAGUUGGAGCUCUUCUCGUCUAUGACAUCAGUAGACGAUUGACUUUUGAGAGCAUUGGGCGAUGGCUUACUGAGCUUCAGAAUCACUCGGAUAUGAAUAUAGUUACAAUACUAGUUGGCAACAAAUCCGAUCUCCAAGAUGCCCGGGAAGUCACAACUGCUGAAGGCAAAGCCUUGGCCGAAGCUCAGAGUCUAUUUUUUAUAGAAACUUCAGCUCUCAAUUCAUCAAAUGUGACUGCAGCUUUUGAAACGAUUGUUAAGGAAAUCUACACUAUCUUGAGCCGGAAGGUGAUGCAAUCUCAAGAGCUCAAAAAUGGCAAUACUGAACGGUUAUCAAGUGGAAAGGCCGUUGUUUUGGAGGGCGAAGAAAAUAAAGAAGGUGCUGAAGCAGCAGCAGCAGGGGAAGAAGCGCAAGCUGGAUGCUGUUAAUCGUGAAGUUUAGGAAGAAUACUCUCCCUCCCCAUUGUCACCUCACCAUAUGUGUGUAAAACCUUCCAAGGUAUAAGAAUCUCCCGUGUUGUAAUCAA